Messenger RNA from Trichoderma reesei QM6a, 2142 nucleotides. RefSeq lists its product as uncharacterized. The coding region runs from base 1 to 2142 and encodes 713 amino acids. Gene Ontology annotation, biological process: regulation of DNA-templated transcription. NCBI's taxonomy places the organism in Eukaryota, Fungi, Ascomycota, Sordariomycetes, Hypocreales, Hypocreaceae. The record is from RefSeq and is a predicted model, not a curated record. The transcript has 5 exons. Gene Ontology annotation, molecular function: DNA-binding transcription factor activity, RNA polymerase II-specific; zinc ion binding.
AUGGUUCGAGGCACCGGAUCCGAGUCCACACGUAGACGCCAGUUCUCAAGCUGCGAUCUCUGCCGCAAAUCGCGCAUCGCAUGCGAUGCUGCUCAGCUGCAGGACCAGCAACUCGCAGUUUCCGAAGGCCGCGCUUCCAGAAGACAAGCUUCAGGGAUUCCUGACGCCAUUCCGGCGCGAGUUCAGUGCACCAACUGUUCGAAGCGGGCUGUGCCCUGCACAUACGAGUGGAUUCAGAGUCGUGCAAGCAAGAAUGCAACUGCCGCUGUCAGGCAGAGCGAUAGGCCAAAGAUCCGUCGCUCUGAUCGUCGCUCGGUUCCGAAUCGCUCUCGGACGGCUGCUGCUACGGGGACUGUGACGAGUGAUCCAGAACCAGCUGGAGAUGAAGGACAUCUUGAAGACAGUCUUAUUCAAGCUAUCGGGGCGGAAAAUGCAAGAAGCUCGCAUCUGACACCGAACGCCGAACUAUCACGACAAACAGAGGCCGUGGCCCUGCACGACCAGCUUUGGAAGGUCUUCACUCUCAUCUUUGAGCCCGUCCUCACACUUUGGACUGGGCCUGAUUGCAGUCCAUAUGUGGUUCCUGAUCAUAUGUCUAGCUUGACGAUGCUUCAGCUGGUUGUCUCGCUGGACUGGGCAACUUGUGAAGGCGACACCAGUCAUGCCUCAGCUCGCCAUGUCUGCCCAAGAUGCGAUCGUGAUGUUCGCCUAGCACUCAUCGCUUCCGUUCACGCAUUUUCCCUACGCUGGCUGCCGCUGGUGACGGACAGCGCAAUCGAUAGCAAGCAACUCAGGCUGCUUGGUGAUCGGCUUUGGCACAAUGCCAAGUCCAGAGUGCUCUCCAUCUUCGAUAAGUUGAGCUACCAGACAGUUCUGGCUCUGUAUCUCUUUGGGCUUACUCCAAUUUGCGAGGCGGUCUCGAUGGAUGUAGAGAACGCUCACAGCGCUGGCGAGGUCAGCGUCGACAUGGCCCUCCGUCACGUCCACAGACUGAGAGUGAAGAGACGAGAUCUCAGAUUCUCCGGGACGAAUCUCUCGGUCGGUCGAAGAGACGGACGAGGUUCCGGCACCCACGUCGCCGUCAACGAAGACUUCAUCCAUGCCGAGAACAUGAUGUACUGGGCCGGCGUCGUGUUUGACACUUCUUCGGCCAUGACCAGAGGGUGUCCGUCCAUCCUCUGCAGCGGAGUGUUUGGCUUUGAAGAGGAGCCUAUAUUCCGCCUCAUGAAGGCUCGGGUUCAGCUAUUCCACGAGAGCACAGAGCCGUGGCGACAGCAUGGAUUUGUUCCAACCAGUCAAUCUACGCUUUACAUCGUUCAUCGAGCGUCGACCUGGAAAGGAUACACCUGGAAAAUAAUCGGUGCGCUGCGAGAAGCGAUCAACCAUGGCUACGACGAGUCUGUCAUUACGAGACUAAGAGUGCUUAUCAGCCAGGCCCUGGAGCGCUUCGACAGAACCUUUAAGCCACUCCUGACCGCCUGCGAGCAUCAUGUCUUGUUUCUCAGCAAGGAUGCUCAACUAUGUUAUUACCUUUUGCAGUUGCACUACCACAUGGGACUACUCCUUCUGUGUAGUAUCGCCGUCUCAAUCGAAAGGCUAAAUCUCGUCCCUAACUUUGACACUCUUCGGCGUGAAUCUGUUCAUGCAAUCUUCAGCACGCUCAGCUUCGGACUGAGGUGCCAGGUAGCUCUCAACCAGGACGGGACACAGCGUAACCGCAGGCUGUCCUCGUUGAUCAGCUUGGAUCCGUAUCCGCACCAUAUCCUCGCGUCGCUACAGCUGUCUGCUGACGUUUUACUGGUCUACCUGGAGAGAGACGAAAUUGCGCAAGACUCAUUUGAUAGUUCUUGUCAUAUUGUCUUUGAAGCGCUUGAUGAGCUGCCCCAGAGCUUACAGUCAGUACAGAGGGUGAAGAAGCUCCUGCAUGAGAAAUUGGACAUACAUGGUGAGCACCUCGGUAUGAUUCCGAACGUGCGGCACGAACACCAGGUACACCAUAUGGAUGCCAUGUCUGAGACAAAUGGAUCGGGUUCAUCGUCGUCUAUCAACAUGCCAGAUGUCGACGAGGCAGGCCACAGCUGUCUCUCCAAGACACUGUUCGCUAGGCCUGCAGUGUGGCUCAGGUCGGAAGAUGUUUCUUAG